Messenger RNA from Chenopodium quinoa (quinoa), 2856 nucleotides. RefSeq names its product 3-oxoacyl-[acyl-carrier-protein] synthase II, chloroplastic-like. NCBI's taxonomy places the organism in Eukaryota, Viridiplantae, Streptophyta, Magnoliopsida, Caryophyllales, Amaranthaceae. Gene Ontology annotation, molecular function: 3-oxoacyl-[acyl-carrier-protein] synthase activity. The coding region runs from base 480 to 2111 and encodes 543 amino acids. Gene Ontology annotation, cellular component: chloroplast stroma. The transcript has 14 exons. Gene Ontology annotation, biological process: fatty acid biosynthetic process. The record is from RefSeq and is a predicted model, not a curated record.
UAUAACAACAAAAAUAAUAUAAACAAUAAAAUUGUCAGAUAUUUAGGGUUCUCACAAAUCACAGGACACUUGGCUCCUCUUGUUCUUUUCUGGGUUUCUUCAUUUUCUUCUCUCUCCAAUUGCUCUCUCCAGAAAAACAUAACCAUUUUAAUUCCACCCAAAAAAAAAAACAUUUUAUUUUAAUAUCGAUCAAAUUCAAAUACCCUCAAAAAUUAAAAUAAAAGGGUAAAAAAAUAAAUAAAUUUUUUAGAGUGUGAUUUUUUCAACUUCCAUUAUCUUCCGCAGAUUGAAUCUAGUCACAACCACCCUUUUUCUCUCUCUUCAAUGCUCUCAUUUAUUUCUCAAAAACCCCACAAUUUUUAGCUUUCUGGGUAUUUCUUUAAUUUCGAUAAUCACAAUAUAAUUUCUCAAAAAAAUAAAUUUCCACUACUAAGUAAGAGAGAGAAAAAAACAAGAAAAAAGCUUCAUUUUUCGUUUUCAUGGCGGUGUACACGGUGGGGACACCACUGUGCACGUGGCUGGUGGCGGCGUGCAUGUCCGUUGGUUGCGGCGGUGGUGGUGGAAGAGAUGUUGGUGCAUCUUCUCUCUCCUCAAGAAGUCGCAAGAAAAGAGCAAUGGAGUUUAAAUGCAAUGCUAAGAUGUUAAAGGCAUUUGAACCUUGUGAUGAAUACUAUAAUAAUGGUAGUUUUUAUAAUCUUGGUAAUAAUAAUGGUGAUUUUCGUGGGUUUUCUUCGAUUUUUGGAUCCAAUUUUGGGUAUAUGAAUAGAAGGCAAAGGCGGAGUAAUCGAGCUCUACAUUCAGGAAGAGCCAUGGCUGUGGCAGUUGAGCCUUCAAUGGAAGUUACAUCUAAUAAGAAGCCUGUUACAAAACAGAGGCGAGUAGUUGUGACAGGGAUGGGAGUGGUUUCCCCGUUAGGACAUGAAAUAGAUGUCUUCUACAAUAACUUGCUCGAGGGUGUCAGCGGCAUAAGUGAGAUAGAGACUUUUGAUUGUGCCAGUUUUCCUACAAGAAUUGCUGGAGAAAUCAAGUCUUUUUCUACUGAAGGUUGGGUUGCACCUAAGCUUUCGAAGAGAAUGGACAAGUUCAUGCUGUAUAUGCUUACUGCUGGAAAGAAAGCCUUGGUGGAUGCUGGACUUACAGAGGAAAUUAUGAAUGAUAUAAACAAAACAAAAUGUGGUGUUCUGAUUGGUUCUGCAAUGGGUGGCAUGAAGGUUUUUAAUGAUGCAAUAGAAGCUCUCCGUAUUUCAUACAAGAAGAUGAAUCCGUUUUGUGUGCCAUUUGCAACAACAAAUAUGGGAUCUGCCAUGUUGGCAAUGGACUUGGGGUGGAUGGGCCCAAAUUAUUCAAUCUCUACUGCUUGUGCAACUAGCAACUUUUGUAUACUUAGUGCAGCAAACCAUAUUAUUAGAGGGGAAGCUGAUUUGAUGCUCUGUGGUGGCUCAGAUGCAGCAAUAAUACCAAUUGGCUUGGGAGGAUUUGUAGCUUGCAAAGCACUUUCACAGAGGAACAAUGAUCCUACCAAAGCAUCGCGCCCUUGGGAUAUGAAUCGUGAUGGGUUUGUUAUGGGGGAAGGCGCUGGUGUUUUGCUUCUGGAAGAAUUAGAACAUGCUCUGGCAAGAGGUGCUGAAAUCUAUGCCGAAUUUUUGGGUGGUAGUUUCACUUGUGAUGCCUAUCAUGUGACUGAGCCUCACCCAGAAGGGGUUGGAGUUACGCUCUGCAUUAAGAAAGCCUUAGCUGAAGCUGGUCUUGCCAAGGAAGAUAUCAAUUAUAUAAAUGCACAUGCUACAUCAACUCCGAAUGGUGAUCUUAAGGAAUACCAAGCCUUGGUUCGCUGUUUUGGUGAUAAUCCUGAGGUGAGAAUAAACUCUUCAAAGUCCAUGACUGGCCACCUACUUGGAGCAGCUGGUGGUAUUGAAGCUGUUGCAACUGUACAGGCAAUACGGACAGGAUGGCUACAUCCAAAUGUCAACCUUGAAAAUCCAGAUGAAGGCGUGGACACUAAGUUGCUCGUUGGUCCAGAGAAAGAAAGAAUGGACAUCAAAGCAGCUUUGUCCAAUUCGUUUGGGUUUGGUGGACAGAAUUCUUCAAUCGUAUUUGCUCCUUACAAGUAGAUCAUUUUUGCUACCGUAGCCACACUUAAUAAUGGUGCUGAUUAUAUCAGGGGUGCGAAUUGAUGGUUUGUUACAACUUGAUAAAAAAAAAAGUGCAGAUUGCUAAUAUCUAACCUUGCAUUCCUAGAAGGCAUAUAGAUGGCAGAAGUGCGUAAGGUGAUGCUUUUACAUAAAGGCAUGCUCAAUAUGAGGGAAAGUUAAAUGCAGCCUGCUGGCGACAAGAGGACUUGCUUCUGGAGCAGAUUUAUUGUCACUCUCACUAUACUUGGCACUUUAUACCGCUCCACAAGAUAUGAAUAUCCGCUACUUAAAACUGCUGUUGGUUUGUUGGUGUACAAGUGUAAUUGAAUGGGUUUUGAUAUUCAUAGCGAGUUUUAGAAUAGAAUUUUACAUUCCAGUUAGUUACUGAUGAAUGUUGAGACUUUUCUGUCUUUGAUGCUCAACACUCAUGUGCGCUCUCUCAAUCAUUACUUGACGGGAAGGUGUUGGAGAGGUGCUGCACUUAUUUGAUGCAUCUGCUGUUGGGUAGAUUUAGAUUCAAUAGUGGUGUCAAAUAGUGUAAUUUUUUUUUUCUCAUCUGAAUUGAUAACUGAAACAAAGGUGUAUGCCAUUUAUUGAUGCUAUAUCUACAACUCCUACAAGCAAGUUAAACAUUGAUACACUAUUUGUUGAUACUUGUAAUUUGAGUUGUUAAGCCACAUUGAACGCUCCUGCUACCAUGAACUACAAAGUGAGGUUUCAAUCA